CAGAAACCAGCGACUCUGGGUCAGUCUUGACCCUCCAGCCAGACAGACGAAAGGGGACCCACAAACCCCCAGACCCCAAACCCCUAAUACGGAGAACAUGCUGCUGUUCCGGGCCGCCAGCCUAUUGCCCCUUCUCUGUUUCACAGUCGGGGCCUUUCCCUUUAUGGAUGAAGAAGGGUCGGGCUCUUUUGCCCAGGAGGUGCUACAUAGCAGAUCCUACCCCCUCGCUAAUGCCCACCGUGGACCUUUCGUGGACCUGCCACUAUUCCGACAGAACAGGAGGAAAAUCUCCCAGAAUUUCAUCCUGCACUCGGAUCCCAGGGAGCACAUGGAUGAGGAGGCGCUGAGGAGGAAGCUGGUGUGGGAGAGCGCCAUCCGGAGGGAGAAGAUGAGAUCCCACCCAGACCAGGUGCUGCCUAUUGGGCAAGAUGCCUUGAAACGGUCUCGAUGCCACGCCUUGCCUUUUAUACAGAAUGUGUUCAGGAAGAACUGCUUCCCGGUGCGCCUCCCUAACAAGUUCUGCUUUGGCCAGUGCAACUCCUUCUACGUGCCAGGUUGGCCAGCCGGACUCUCGCAGCCCUGCACUUCCUGCGCCCCCAGCCGAUCCCGACGCAUUUCACUGCCGCUACGCUGUCGCGCCGGGCACCUCGCUUGGCAGGAAGUGGAGCUCGUAGAAGAGUGCGAAUGCGAAACCCGCUACGACAGGAAUACCGUGGAGCCAGCUGGCAGCGGAGAGGGCUUCCUGCCCGUGUCUUAGCGCCCCAACCCCACUAAAUGUGACCAAAUGGACCCAACUAUAUGUGACGCGGGGCCUCUGCGCCCCCAGAAUCUUUACCCCCCCUCGACCGGCGCCCCUUAACCAAAGCAGGGAAAGUGCCAACGACUUGACGACUUUAUUUAAAAUGAACAGUUCUGACCGACGGCUAAUUAUAUACGCUUGUCUAGAUUUCCCAGAAUUCCUAGGGCAAGCCUGUGACCAAGCCCCCCCCCUUAUUGGGCGGCUGUUAUAGUGAUUGAACAUGGCGGAACUCAUUGCGUUCUGCCUCUUUAUUGUACCCGGGAGACUGGUCUCUCUGCCAUAUUGUGCCGUGUAUGAGGGCUGUGCCCGUCCUACCUUUGUAUUUAUACAAGAGAUGGUUUUAUUAUUAGUGUAUUGUCUGUGCCAAUCCGGGAGUAGCUUCCCAAUAUCCAGCCAUUUCACUGGUUCACUUCCUGUCCCUUAAUGUAAUAGGAAGUGCAGUGCAAUAGCGCCCCCCCAGGUUGAAAUGAACCAGGAAAGCCUGUGUUUUAUGUCAAAUUUUAGGGAUUGGUGUGACUGAUGGGGCAUGCUGGGAGAUCUGCACCUACCCUAAUAUCCCAGUUGGAAGCUGAUAGGGGUCCCGGGGGCCCCUAAGUAGUUACACUACUGCAGAAAGGAUUCAUGCCAAGGGUUCCCAGCCAAUCAGCUCCUGCCCUGGCACUUCCAAACGAACUUUCUUCAAUUAAAUGAGCACAGAGACUCGUUUGUACCCUUUUUAUUUAUUGAUGCCUGCUAGAUAAUUGCCCCCCCUGGUGUUCUGUUCUCUUGAUGCCCCUGAUUGUCGGGGCCCACUGUAGCUGGGGGCACCCAUCAAUAUUUUACUGCCCCCCCUCCCUGUGGAGGAGAAAAUGGAAAUGGAAAAUCCAUGCAAAGGCCCCCAUGGUCAUUUUUAAUUUAAUAUUUAAAGGGGAACUGACAUUUUAAGUGCCCCCUAUGCACUUCAGCAAGGCCCCCAGUGCUCCCAGUCUCCUCUUGGCAUCAGACCGUAACACAAGCUUCCUGUUCUAGGGUUGCCCCCCCUUAGUCCCGGGCACAUACGAGAUUCACAUAGGGUAUUUUUAAGAUGCAUUCUGCAUGGCUGCACAGAAACCAGUACGUGCGGCGUGCAUCUAAACAAACGGCUAAUUAGCCCUGCAUGUCAAUUAGAACCUUGUGGCUUCCUUUAUAUAUACCCAAUAGGCAUUAGGGUGUUGAAAGGAGGCAGCUGCAACUGAUAACCACUUCUACUACAACUCCCAGCAUCCCCUUGCAGGCAUGUUGUGAGUUAUAGUGUGUGUAUAUAUAAUAUAUAUUGGCUUGAUAUACCCCCUGUUGGAGAAUGUAAGGAUAUUUGAAGCCAUUGAGGGGUUCCAUGACCUCACCCUCUGUGACUUCUAAUCCGCAGGCCUCAGGGAGUCAUGUGACCAAGCAGGAGUUUAGUAACUGUGCCUCCGAUGUACAUAGAAGCUGUAAAUAUAAUUUCCUACAUUUUCUGCUCUGUCUCACGCCAUUGUUUUUAAAUAAAAUACCUCUUUUUUUUACAUAAA
Molecule: messenger RNA, 2325 nt
Organism: Xenopus tropicalis (tropical clawed frog)
Lineage: Eukaryota; Metazoa; Chordata; Amphibia; Anura; Pipidae
Gene: dand5
Product: DAN domain family member 5, BMP antagonist
Biological process (GO): animal organ development; negative regulation of activin receptor signaling pathway; regionalization
Cellular component (GO): extracellular region
Source: RefSeq, marked provisional